Molecule: messenger RNA, 1365 nt
Organism: Symbiodinium sp. CCMP2592
Lineage: Eukaryota; Dinophyceae; Suessiales; Symbiodiniaceae
Source: the annotation of a GenBank genome assembly
AUGGGCAGGAGCCUGCAGUCGGCCGCAUCGGCACAGAGCAGGAAGGAGAAGCGCGUCCUCAAGGUGAUCAAAGAAGGAGCCGGCAAGUCGGCCAAGGGCCCCGAGGGCCUCUCUGGCAAGUACGUCCCGAAGCGCAGCCAGCGAGGCGAAGGCCUGAAGUUCCCACUGGAAGUCUAUCAGCAGAUCGGCAGCUGCAAGCCGGGUACGCUGAUCAAGUACGCUCCCAAUCCGAAGACAAAGGGAUCCAAGAGCUUCUCUCGAUAUGCCAAGUAUGAGAAGUCCAAGACCAUCGGCGAGAGCAUCAAGAACGGAACCAAAGUUGCCGAUCUGCUGUGGGAACUCCAACGUGGCUACCUCACGAUCCUCGGAAGCGAGCGCGCAGAGAAAGCAGAGGUGGCAGCCAUCGGACAAAAGGCCUUCGACGAGGCCAUCUACAAGCUCAGUGCCUUCAAUGGUCCCAGAGGUAUUGCUUUUGAUAUUCGAGACGAGCGCGCCGCCGCCCAGCAUCGGCUGGAUGAGGAGUGGCGAACGAAGAAGCUCCAGAAAUGCGAGCGUGUGGCCAGGGAGCUAAAGCUGCAACCCGAGUCCACAGAGCAGAUCGAAGCGAUGCACAUCCCAGAGGACCGGGACCUCCGAUUCGAGAGGCGAGUCUGUGAUGCUUGGUGCCAGAGACAAAUCCAGAAAGCGGAGAAAGAAAAGCGGAAGGUGACUCACAAGGAUGUCGAGGAAGCGUUGAGCUUGUGGGGCUUCGGCCAAAAUGCAGGGCGCCUCAACGUUCUGCAGAAGGGCCAGAAGUACGCCUACUCCGACACGUUAGGCUGCAUUAGGAGGCUGAGCCGUGGCAUCGGCGUCACCGAGGUGACCAAGCGGUAUCCGAACUUUGGCCGUCUCCUAUGCAGAUGGCUCAAAGAGAAUUUGCCCAAUGAGGUGAAGGGGAAGUUUGUCUGCUCGGCCAUCAAUCUGAACGCCAACUACGCUGCAGUGCUGCACCGUGACGGGAACAACGAGGGCCCAUCCAUCAUCCGGGCAUUUGGCAACUUCAAAGGUGGAGCUCUUCGGUACUGGCCGAAGGAUCGCAAGCCAGCGAAAGCGAAAGCAGCGGUGAGGCCCAAGCUCGAAACGCUGCAGCGGAAGGACUCGAAGGCCUUCGACAUCUACCGCCGCACGCUGGUCUUCGAUGGAACUCGAGGACAUUCGGUGGAGCCGUUCCAAGGUGUCCGUUAUUCCGUCGUUUUCUUCACCUGCAUGGGAUAUGGCAAAUGCAGCAAGACCGACACUGCCGCCCUGAAGAAGUGGGGCUUCCCUUGGCCAAGUCCGCCGAAGAUGAAGGAGUUGAAGAAGCUCGCCUUCUCUGGUGAUGUCUAG